Messenger RNA from Diversispora eburnea, 1125 nucleotides. Lineage: Eukaryota; Fungi; Glomeromycota; Glomeromycetes; Diversisporales; Diversisporaceae. The record is from the annotation of a GenBank genome assembly.
AUGUCCCACCGACGCGAACCAUCUGCAUCUGUUAAGGAAACUUUAGAUGCCUCUAUCACAGAAACAAAUGAUGGGGAACGUUGUUUAAACAAUUACAUUUUAAAAGACGAAAUUGGUCAUGGAGCUUAUGGGACCGUGAUCCUAGCAAUUGAUAAAGAAACUGGCACUAAAUAUGCAAUCAAAGAAUUUAGUAAAUCACGACUUCGUAAAAAAGAUAAAGCAAACUAUUUUCGCCGUCCACCACGCGGAGGUUUGAGGGGAGCGCGGGGACGUGGAGGCGGAAUUCUCUCAAAUCAAAGUUUAAAUGAUCCAUUGUAUUUAAUUCGGAGUGAAGUCGCGGUUUUGAAAAAAUUACAUCAUAAAAAUGUUGUCACAUUAUUCGAAGUUUUGGACGACCCUGAGAACGAUUCCCUUUAUAUGGUUUUUGAAAUGUGCGAAAAGGGAGUUCUCAUGGAUGUCAGUAUCAACAAAAUUACCAACCCGUUUUCCGAUGAAAAUUGUCGACGGUAUUUCAGAGAAAUGGUACUCGGCUUUGAAUAUUAUAUUAAACCAGAUAAUCUUUUAUUGUCGAAUGAUGAUGUUCUGAAAAUUGUGGAUUUCGGUGUUUCUGAAAUAUUCACAAGAGGAAAUGAUCUGAUGAAAAAAUCUGCAGGAAGUCCCGCUUUUAUGCCUCCGGAAUUAUGUGCAGCUGAUCACGGUCAUAUUUCUGGCAAAGCUGCUGACAUCUGGUCGAUGGGUGUAACUUUGUAUUGUCUUGCUUUUGAUGUGGAUCCCAAACUGAUUGAUCUUCUUUAUAAGAUUCUGGAAAAAAAACCAGAAAACAGAAUUACAAUGCCUGAAAUUAGAGUAAAUCCAUGGUUGACUAAUGAUGGAAAGGAACCACUAAUAUCUACUGAAGAGAAUUGUAGUGAAAUGGUUACAGAAAUUACUGAUGAUGAUUUAAGUUCGGCCAUUAAACCCAUCAGUAUUAAAGGGGUAUUUGCUGUGGUAGGAAGAAAAAUUGGUGCUGUAAAUAAAUUCAAAAGAUUAUCAAGAUCUAGUCAUUCAGCGAGUGAAAGUGAUCUGGCAAAAUUGAAAGCCAUUGGAGAUUCAGAAAUUUCAGAAAUUUUAGAAAAUUCCGUAUAA